Messenger RNA from Symbiodinium necroappetens, 768 nucleotides. NCBI's taxonomy places the organism in Eukaryota, Dinophyceae, Suessiales, Symbiodiniaceae. The record is from the annotation of a GenBank genome assembly.
GUUCAAGCUUUCCAAGUGGAUGGCCAUCCUGCCUUCUGCUUGGAUUUCGAUUACACCAGCGGCCGCAUUCUCACAGGUUCAUGGGACAAACAAGUGAAGAUAUGGGACAGCGAGACUGGCGCAUGCCUCGGCACCUUCACGGGCCACACUGGCAUGGUCAAAGUUGUCAGGCUUCACUGGCCCCGUCGUCGUGCUUUGAGCGGUUCAUGUGAUGGUACGCUGAAGCUAUGGGAUCUGGGCGCAGAGUCAAGUUGCAUCCGGUCUCUGAAUGGACACCAAGACGAGGUUUGGUGCACAGAUGUGGAUUGGUCCCGAAACACGGCCUUGAGUGGAUCCGCGGACUUUACCCUGCGCAUCUGGAAUUUGACUACUGGUGAUUGCUUGGCAACAUUGCGUGGACAUACCAAUGGUGUGUCUGCCGUGUCGCUCCAGGCUAGGGAAGGCCGCGCACUGAGCAGCUCCUGGGACAGGACGGUGCGGCUCUGGGAUCUGCAAACACAAGAAUGCCUGGUACUGCUAGUCCACGGUAGCGCGGUCACCACCAUGUCGGUGGACUGGGAACAUGGAAAGGCUUUGUGUGGCUCGCCACAGGCCAUGAAGCUGUGGGACUUCAACCGCCAGACUUGUGAGCACAAUCUUCCUGGUCACUUGUGUGACUCCGUGGAGGUCUCCGGCAGCUCCACUCCUGUCAGUGCGGGGCACAAUGAGUGCGUUACGAGCUUGGUGAUGAACUCUCCGGAUUAUUUCUACCCAGAGGCAGAUGAAUAA